GACAUUUUCCUAGACUUCCAAACAAUCCACUCGUACUUUCUUAUCUUUUUAGAUUAUUUUCAACGAGUUAUAGUGGUGAAUUUGUACUCACCAGUUGUGCAUCAUAGUACACAAUAUUAAUGAAUGAAAUGGUGAACGUACUGGAAAAUCGGCCAUUACUCAAUCAAAUAUCAACCGAAAAUGAUAAGAGCCCAACCGAUUUAACAACAAAAUUUUUAAAUAUCAUUCGUUACGAACCCGAACCUACUGCUAGGGAAUUAAAUGAGAUUUGCUCUGAAGUUAAAUCGAAGUUAGGAACGAUUGACUGUAUCGAUGAAGAUUGGUAUGGUUGGGAACCGAUUCACUUCGUAGCAAGAAAUUGUAACGUUGAGAAUCUUCAAGUUAUUCUUGAUUAUAUUGAUGAUCGAGCCGUGAAUUCGUUGACGUACUUCUCGGAAAACGCCUUACACGUUCUUCUUCAAUAUGAAAAAUCCGUAACACCUUUUAGUGCUUCAUUACAUAACGGCAGCGAAUCGAAAGCUAUAGCUAUCUUAGGACCCGAAAAUCCCGCUAUCGAACAAUGCGCUAAGCUUCUUAUUGAAAGAGGAAUUGACGUGAAUCACACAAACUGUUGGAAUGAGACGCCAUUGAGCUUAGCGAUUAGAUACAGAUAUAUAAAAUUAAUAAAUUUUCUCCUCACAAUAGAUUAUUUAGACUUGGAUAGCUUCAAGGAAUGCGGUAAACCUCUACGACAAUAUCUAAAAUGGAAUUUAUACAUCAACUUACCUCAGUCGUAUGUAGAAGAAGAAGAUAUUUCAACCAUGAGAUUCAAUUUAUUAAAAUCUGGCGAUGAAGAAAGUUUCAUGAGUUAUAAAAUUGAGAGUAUUAGUGACAGUGUUAAUUGUUUCGAUGGGAAUGAUGCAUACAAUAGUAGUGGUACCAUGCUACAACUUUGUAUGAUAAAAGGAUACUUGGAAUUUAUACAAGAUAAACAUUCUAACGUGAAAAAACUGAUCAAUUACGAUAUUAAAGAUACUCCCUUGUUAACUAUCUUUAAAGCGAAAGGAAUGUCAAGGUGCAUAAUAUUUUUGUUAGACAACGGAGCCGACCCUUCAAUAACUUCAAGAAAAUUUCCAAAAACGCUUUUAGAAUACUCGGCAAUCAGAGGAUAUUAUCCUUUUGUAGCAAUUCUAUUAUAUCACAAAAACAGCAAAAUAAAUUCGAAUGAAAUAUUUUCUAUUUUGACUAAACUAUCGUCUAUAUUAUUGGAUGUUGAAAAUAUAUCUAAGGCAUUUUAUAUAAAAUGUGUAAUCUAUUUACUUUUGAAUAAAUUAGUGAUUUUAAAUAGAUAUAAUAAAGAGAGACUAACACAUAAGAAACUUGAAGUAUUGAACAAGAUACUACACCAGUUAAAUUUGGAGAACGACGAUCUUCAGAUGGACGAUUCAGAAAUGAUUUGUCUUAUUUUACACUUGGGUGCAAGUUUGACAGCCUGCGAUCCGAAAGCUGAUCGAAAUGAUUAUCAUAAAAUGAUCGUGCAACGUUUAGAUCAGAAUAUUUUAAAGUCUCAUUUUGAUGAUUGUAUUCAAGGGACACGGUUUAUAUAUGAUAGUAUAAUACAAGAUGAUAAUAAAGUAUAUGAUGAGAAUAGGACUUUAAAUUUCUUGGUAAAAGAUAGUUCAAAAAGAAAGUUAUUAGUUCAUCCGUUGAUAAUUGAGUUAACAAGACAAAAGUGGGCUAAAAUGUGCAGGUUUUUUUACGUUGAUAUGUUGUUGUAUACAAUGUUUUUAUUGAGCAUUUAUGUUUAUAUGAUUUAUACACAUUUCAAUCAGUCUUCUUUUUAUAUCGAUAGUGUAUUUUAUUUAUUACUAAUUAUUCAUUUUGGAAAAGAAACAAUGCAGCUUUUAUUAUUGUACGGAUCUAAAUAUUUUUACGAAACUUCUAAUAAUUUAGAAGUGACAACCAUAUUUUGUUGUAUAAUAACUGUUUUAUAUCCCAAUAUUUAUACUUCUGUUUUGUCUAUAUUAGUAGGAACAUUAAUAUUUUUCAUUAUGCUAGGGCAACUUCCAUUCUUUUCUAAGUAUACAAUAAUUUUUAGUUCAAUUAGGUACUUCUUCCAAUACACUGGGUUUUAUUUCAUACAGUUUGUCUCUUUCGCGUUAAGCUUUUAUAUAGUUUUUCCGUUUCCAGACUCAUCCGAUAACCCUAAAUGGGGAGAUAUAUUUAAAAGCUUAUUUUACACCCUGAUACAUUUUACUGGAGAAUUUAACGAUAGGGUUUUAGAACCUACAGAAUAUCCAGUUUUCGGAAGAAUAACAAUGACUGUAUUUAUCUUUUGUAUGACUAUUAUAUUGAAUAACUUAUUGGUGAGUCUUAUGGUUUCGGAUAUGGAUAACAUACAAAAAAGAGGCAGAUUGUAUAAGCAAGUUAAAUUAACGAGUUUUAUAGAAAGUACGAGUAGAUUCGUUAAACGGUUACAUGAUUUCAAGUAUCUCAAUUUUAUCAAAAAUAUUUUGAAACACGUGAAUAUUUUUAGAAAAGGACAUGAAAAAGUAUUUAUAAAUGUGAACAUUGCUAAAUUCAAAGAUGAAAAUAAAGAAUAUUUGGAAGAUAUUAAAAAACGGGAAGUCUUUGAUACAAAUGUUUUGAAAGAUGUUUAUACAAUUUUAUUAAAAUAAUUUGUAAUGUCUACAUGUAAAUUGAAGAAUAAAUAAAAAUGUGUCUAAUUGGUA
Messenger RNA from Diorhabda sublineata, 2711 nucleotides. Its product is annotated as transient receptor potential cation channel protein painless-like. Gene Ontology annotation, molecular function: protein binding. The record is from RefSeq and is a predicted model, not a curated record. NCBI's taxonomy places the organism in Eukaryota, Metazoa, Arthropoda, Insecta, Coleoptera, Chrysomelidae. The coding region runs from base 120 to 2657 and encodes 845 amino acids. The transcript has 3 exons.